Phalacrocorax carbo (great cormorant) is the source of this 1701-nucleotide messenger RNA. The record is from RefSeq and is a predicted model, not a curated record. Lineage: Eukaryota; Metazoa; Chordata; Aves; Suliformes; Phalacrocoracidae.
AUGUCUCGGCAGUCAAUCUGCAGAAGCUUUGGAGGCGGAAGCAAAAGGGGAUACAGCUCUUGCUCUGCCGUCGGUGGUGGCUUUGGAGGAAGUGGGGGCAGAAGCAGGAUCAGCUAUAGCUCGUUCUCCACAUCCAGGGGAAUUGGAGGCGGCGGACGUUGUGGAGGUUUUAGCAGCAGGAGCCUCCAUAACCUGGGUGGCAGCGGAAGAAUUUCCAUGGGUGGCUCUUAUGGCGGUGGAUACGGAUGUAGAAUUGGAGGCUUUGGUGGAGGCUAUGGAGGAGGAUUUGGCAGCAUUGGAGGAGGUGUCAUUGGUGGAGGAAUAGGCAGCUUUGGUGGCCCUGUGAGAGGUGGUCCUGGGUUCCCCGGAGGCAUCCAGCCGGUGCAGGUUGACCCAACGCUCCUGCGGCCGGUCCAUGUUGACAUUGAUCCGCAGAUCCAACAAGUGAAGUGCCAGGAGAAGGAGCAGAUCAAGACUCUUAACAAUCAGUUUGCCUCUUUCAUUGACAAGGUCCGCUUCCUGGAGCAACAGAACAAGGUCCUCUCCACCAAGUGGGAGCUCCUCCAACAACAAGGGCCUUCGGGGCCAAGGAAGAACCUCGAUGCCAUCUUUGAGAAUUACAUCCAGAACCUGAGGAGGCGGCUGGAGUCUCUCCUGGCGCAGAGGGGGCAGCUGGAGUCGGAGCUGCAGAACAUGCGGCAAUACGUCGAGGAGUACAAAACCAAGUAUGAGGAAGAGAUCAACAGGCGCACCGCUGCUGAGAACGAGUUUGUGGUGCUCAAGAAGGACGUGGACUGUGCCUACAUGACUAAGGUGGAGCUGGAAGCCAAGGUGGGAGCUCUGACUGACGAAAUCAACUUCCUGAGGUGCAUCUACGAGGAGGAACUGGCCCAGAUGCAGACGAUCAGCCGGGACCUGUCUGUGGUGGUGUCCAUGGACAACAACCGCCACCUGGACCUGGACAGCAUCAUCGAGGAGGUCAGGCGUCAGUACGAGCAGAUCGCUCAGAACAGCCGGGCUGAAGCUGAGGCGUGGUACCAGAGCCGGUACGAAGAGCUGCAGAACACCGCUGGAAGGCACGGGGACAGCCUCCGCAACACCAAGAUAGAGAUCCAAGAGCUGACCAGGAACGUCCAGAGGCUGCGGGCUGAGAUUGAGAACGUGAAGAAGCAGAACCAGCAGCUGCAGGCAGCUAUUGCCGAGGCCGAGGAGCGGGGUGAGAUGGCCCUCAAGGAUGCCCGGCGGAAACUGGAAGAGCUUGAGUGUGCCCUGAGCAAAGACAAGGAGGAGCUGGCUCGCUUGUUGAAGGAGUACCAGGAGCUGCUGAACAUCAAGAUUGCCCUGGACGUUGAGAUUGCCAUGUACAGGAAGCUGCUGGAGGGAGAGGAGAACAGGCUCUGUGGAGACAACCCGUCCAACGUCAAUGUCUCCGUGGUAGGCAGAACCACCAUUGCCGCAGGCAGAGCUGGUGGCUUCGGAGCCAGCAGUGGCCUGGGAGGAGGAGUGUGUGCGGUCGGAGGAGGAAGCGUCCUUGGAGGCCCCUGUGGCGUGGGAGGAGGGAUGCUCAGCGGUGGCUUCUCCUCUGGAAGUGGGAGAAUGUGCAGCGCUGGAGGUGGCAACUUCGUCUCUGGGGGUGGGUCCUCCUCUGUGCGGAGAUGUGUCACAACCACAACGGUCAAAUCUUCAGGUGUAAAAUACUGA